GCAUUUUGUUCUCGCUUUACGGAGCGCGCGCCUGCCUCUGCGCAGCCUCCAGUCUGCCGAUGACUUUCCUAAUUUGAAUGAUUCUUUUUUUUUUAAAGAAAAUAAAAUUGAAUUUCGAAGUGUUUUUAUUCGGUUGCUGUGGUCUUUGAUCUGUGAUUGCUACAUUGACUUUGAGUUGAAUCGGUGUUAUUAAGUUCAGUGUUAUAGAUUUCAAAAUGAACGGUGGUAACACAACAUUCGAAAUGUCAAUCGUGGAUUCAUACCGAAGUUUUAUGCAAAGGAACAGUGAUCCAAGAACAGAGAAAUGGCUGCUAAUGUCUGGUCCUGGUCCUUUGCUUACCAUCCUGGCGACGUACCUCUACUUCUGCACCUCUGUCGGCCCCCGCUACAUGAGGGACCGGAAGCCGUACAACUUGAAGAACUCUAUGACCAUCUAUAAUAUCUCACAGGUCUUAAUGAGCAUCUUCCUCGUUUACGAAGGAUUGGUUUCGGGAUGGUGGAAUGACUACGAAUUUUCUUGCCAACCAGUUGAUUACUCCGAUAAUCCAAAAGCCAUAAGGAUGGCGAGUGCUGUCUGGUGGUACUUCAUGGCAAAAGUGAUCGAGCUAUUGGACACUAUAUUCUUUGUUCUCCGCAAGAAGAAUAGACAAAUCUCCUUCCUCCAUCUUUACCACCACUUUAUGAUGCCUAUAUGCGCUUGGAUUGGAGUUAAAUUCUUGCCAGGUGGUCAUGGGACUCUUCUCGGCGUGAUCAAUUCUUUUAUCCACGUUAUCAUGUACACUUACUACCUCAUCUCUGGACUAGGACCCCAGUAUCAAAAGUUUCUGUGGUGGAAACAGCACUUGACUUCAUUGCAACUGGUACAAUUUUGUAUCAUAUUCUACCACAACACUCAAGUAAUGUUCGGCAACUGCAAGUACCCAAGAGGCAUCAACUUCCUCCUGGCUUUUAACGCUGGUCUCUUCAUUUACAUGUUCGGCAAGUUCUACAUCAGGAACUACCUCCAAACUCCAAAUAGAGGAAACAAUCAACCAAAGGAAGUCACAGCCAACGAAAAAGCGAAGGACUGCUAGCAAAAAGACUUAACUUAUUUUAAUUUUAAUCAUAAGCUUUAUAUUUAAGUCUAAUCGUAAAUGUAAAACUUUGUGAUAAUUGUUGUCGUCGUUACAACAUUGGUAGAUACAUAAGAUCUGGUACUAAGUUUAAAUGUUUCUUGAUAACCAUCAGCUCGAAUGUCAGUAUAAUAUUAUAUGCUCACUAUAAUGUGUCUAUUGAAACCAUUAAUAAAUAUGGAAAUAAGUUUGACGCAUUUAAAAUAUAGCAUUGCCUCCAUCAAAACAUAUCUCAGCAUUAUAGGAGUGGAAGACUUUAAUGCAAUAAAAUAUGAUAACAUUUAGGAAAAUUAUUGUAGGUAUCUAACAAUCAUGGAGUGCUCAAAGUGGCCAGUUAGUACUUAAUUGAGUUAAUUAUAGUAGCGUUAAUGGCGUAAGGAUACAUUCAACUCAAUCCAUGGCAAUUGCAGUCGAAUAGGUAGAUAUGAGGAUGUCAAUGCGAUUUAAAAUUUAUGAUUUCAAUCUUCUUCGAAUUUAGUAAAGGCAUUGACCUCGAAUUAAUCUUCUCACCGAUCUGCGCUGGUGUCGCGUGGUGGACCAAUGGACUGAGGGCCCUAUUUGUUUACUACCAUAGGGAUGUACUGUGUCCCAGCAGUGGCCACAGUGAAAAGGCUCAUGAUAGUACCAAUCACCACACAUAAAUCAGAAGCUAUCGAUGCCGUCAUCAUUCAAAGGGAUUUUAACUACAACUUUAACAGUUUUAGAAAACUGUUUUAGCGUUUGUUUCAAUUUUGCUUUUUAUGGGAUAUAUAAAAAGUAAAAAUUAAGUAUGGUUUAUUAGACUUUCUUAAAUACAUUCAGGGCUUCUUUCAGGUACCAAUAGGAAUGGUAAUUAUGAAGGAAAUCAAACUUCUAUACGUUUUAGACUCAGGAAUCAAUUGCAUAGUUAGUGUCCAGAUCUAAAGCAAAUAGUCCUGCUGUCUCUUACUUUUAUUAAAAGGUGAUGAGACGAGAUAGGCCUUUCAUUUGUUGUCGAUAAAUUACAAAACUUUAAUGCUAUAACAGGAUAAGGAAAUAAUGUAAUAAAUAGUAGAAGUAUAGUAGUAAAAAGAAAUUAAAACAAUAAUAAAAAUUGUUUAACUCUGAUUGCGCAAAUGUUAACAAUAUCAUGGUUUUGGAAAUUUAUGUUUAAUUAUUGUACGUUUUGAAUUUAGCUAUUAUAGAAUACUUAUGUGCCAUCAUGGAAAAAAAUAACACAAUAAAAAACUCUGUAGUUACC
Diatraea saccharalis (sugarcane borer) is the source of this 2331-nucleotide messenger RNA. The record is from the annotation of a GenBank genome assembly. NCBI's taxonomy places the organism in Eukaryota, Metazoa, Arthropoda, Insecta, Lepidoptera, Crambidae.